AUGGCAAAUUGCACUUCAUUAGAUAUAAUUGGUGAAAUCCAGUUAGAGAUCAAAGUUGGCCGUCAAAAAACGUUAAUUUCAGCUGACGUUGCGUCCAAUCUCGUGGCGGAUUUGAUACUCGGGCACGACUGGUUGAAGCAAAACAAUGCGAUCAUAGAUGUUCCAAAUCAACAAUUAACUCUGAUAAAUCCAACUGGACAAAAUACGGUUACUCACUUUACGCAACCACCGCACCUUCAAUUUCCUGUGCUAUUAAUUGAUCAAAUAACGUUAUCGCCACAUUCAGAAACAUGGGUUGACGUCACGGUUCCAUCCCUAUUCGGACAAAAAACCGGAAUGUUAUUCGAACCGAAAAUUGAGUUACGUAACAAAGCUCUAUUUGCAGCUAGUGCACUUGUAAGUGUGAACGAUCAUACAACAAAAAUCCAUAUUGUUAAUGCGAAUGAUCGUCGACACACCUCAAACAUUCGUAAGGUGGUAACUCCCGCAUGCCGGUGGGUAGUUUCUGUGAUUCAGCUUCACAUCAGUGCGGCAUAUGUAAACCCAAUUUCAUAUCGGGUAAUGAUUUACAAAUACACCUUCGAAAUCUUUGUUAUCCUCAAGAACUUCGACAGCAAAUCAAUAAUUUGACGUCACAUAUUGAGCAACCCAAACAAUGUAAACAAUUUCAAAAUUUAUUAUGGAAAUAUGGCAAAUUGUUCGAUACUCGUAAACCAUCGGUAGUUAACUUGUAUCGAUUAAAGACAUUUACCUGUUAUUAUUUUUAACAUACGGGGUACCCUAUGUAUAAACUUGUAUCGGGUAAAAGUAGAUACCUGAUAACCUUUUUAACAUAUGGGUACCAUAUGUAUAACGCAAAAUCAAUAAACUAAAUCUCAAUAUAUUUCUCUCUCAAAAGAUUGAAGCACAUCCUUUGUUUACAUGGAAAAAGAAUGUGCGAGUAUUAACUGAAAAUAAAGUCAAUUUUUAGAAAAAGGAGAAAUAAAGUAGGGUACUUCCGCACAGGUCCGCCCAGUAUUACGUGAGCUAAAAGUCGGGAAGGUUUGAAUAUAUGCAAUCGAUAGUCCUACUAAGGGUAUGUAAAGGCCUCUGUCGCCGCAUAGAAAAAUUGUGAGGUUAUUCCUUUCAGAAUCGUUU
Molecule: messenger RNA, 1137 nt
Organism: Didymodactylos carnosus
Lineage: Eukaryota; Metazoa; Rotifera; Eurotatoria; Philodinida; Philodinidae
Source: the annotation of a GenBank genome assembly